AUGAAGAGAGGAAGAAUAGCAAAGUUGGACACAUUUAUAUCAUUUAGCAAGCAACGAUCCAUUCAGAUUCUCAUCGCUAUUGCACUCUUAUACCUCAUCUUGAUCACCCUCGAAAUCCCCUUCGUCGUUAGAACCCAACAGCAACACCAACCACUCACUCAAACCCUACAACACCUUCACCGCCAAAACGCUGUCGUCUCCUCUUUGAUCCUAAACGACGCCGCUUUCGAUUCCAAGCUUUACAAAACCGCGUGCCGAGUGGGGAAAACCGUUUGGGAAGAGCUACAACUAGAAUCAGGGAACCCGCGAAGCGUGAUCACGAAACCCGAAAACCGAUCCGGGUCGUGCCCGCGAUCCUUUGCGUUAUCCGGGUCGGAGUUUCUGGGCCGCGGGAAUGUGGCGGUUAUUCCGUGUGGGCUCACGUUAGGGUCCCACAUAACGGUGGUUGGGAUACCGUUAACGAUGAAACGGAAAACGUGUCAGUUUGUGAUGGAGUUGCAGGGGUUGACGAUCGUGGAAGGGGAAGAACCACCUAGGAUAUUGCAUUUCAAUCCUAGGUUGAAAGGGGAUUGGAGUGGGAAACCCGUGAUUGAACUCAACACUUGUUACCGCAUGCAUUGGGGUUCUGCUUUGCGUUGUGAUGGUUGGAAAUCCAGGGCUGAUGAAGAUACUGUUGAUGGGUUGUUGAAGUGUGAGAAGUGGAUUUGGGGUGAUGAUGUGGAUAGGCAUGCAGGGGAGUCUAAUGCUGCGUGGUGGUUGAAGAGACUCAUUGGUCGAACAAAGCAAGUAACUGUUGAUUGGCCAUUCCCUUUUUCUGAGAACAAGCUAUUUGUUCUUACUCUGAGUGCUGGAUUGGAGGGUUAUCAUGUUAAUGUUGAUGGGAGGCAUGUAACUUCUUUUCCUUAUAGCACGGGGUUUACUCUUGAGGAUGCCACUGGUCUUACUUUGAGUGGGGACAUUGAUGUCCGUUCUGUAUUUGCCGCCUCUUUGCCUUCAGCGCAUCCUGGCAUUUCACCUCAGCAGCAUCUUGAAUUUUCAACAAGAUGGCGUGCUCCAGAGCUUCCUUACUCUGGCGUGGAAUUAUUUGUUGGCGUCCUUUCGGCUGGAAACCAUUUUGCUGAACGGAUGGCUCUGAGGAAGUCAUGGAUGCAGCAUAGCCUUGUCAAGUCUUUGAAAGUGGUGGCUCGUUUCUUCGUGGCACUGCACCAGAGGAAAGAAGUUAAUGUAGAGUUGAAGAAGGAAGCAGAAUAUUUUGGUGAUAUUGUUAUAGUUCCUUACAUGGAUAACUAUGACCUUGUUGUGUUGAAAACGGUGGCCAUAUGUGAAUACGGAGUUCGCACAGUUUCUGCAGGGUAUAUCAUGAAGGGUGACGAUGACACUUUUGUAAGAGUGGAUGCUAUUAUAAAUGAGGCAAGGAAUGUUCCAAUUUCUAGGAGUUUUUAUAUCGGGAACAUUAAUUAUCACCACAAACCCUUGCGCCAUGGUAAAUGGGCUGUUACAUAUGAGGAGUGGCCUGAAGAGGAUUACCCACCCUAUGCUAACGGACCGGGUUAUGUUUUGUCUUCUGAUAUUGCACGCUACAUUGUAUCUCAAUUUGAGAUGCACAAGUUAAGGUUGUUUAAGAUGGAAGAUGUGAGCAUGGGAAUGUGGGUGGAGCAAUUUAACCGAACGAAACCGGUAUACUAUAUGCACAGCUUCAAGUUCUGCCAAUUUGGUUGUGUAGAAGACUAUUAUACAGCCCAUUACCAAUCGCCUAGGCAGAUGAUGUGCUUGUGGGAUAAAUUCCAGACGCAGACAAGGCCUCAAUGUUGCAACAUGAGAUAA
This is a messenger RNA of Abrus precatorius (Indian licorice), 1824 nucleotides long. Its product is annotated as hydroxyproline O-galactosyltransferase GALT6-like. NCBI's taxonomy places the organism in Eukaryota, Viridiplantae, Streptophyta, Magnoliopsida, Fabales, Fabaceae. Gene Ontology annotation, molecular function: carbohydrate binding; galactosyltransferase activity. Gene Ontology annotation, cellular component: Golgi membrane. Bases 1 to 1824 code for a protein of 607 amino acids. The transcript is spliced from 7 exons. The record is from RefSeq and is a predicted model, not a curated record.